Messenger RNA from Dichotomopilus funicola, 1083 nucleotides. RefSeq lists its product as uncharacterized. The transcript has a single exon. NCBI's taxonomy places the organism in Eukaryota, Fungi, Ascomycota, Sordariomycetes, Sordariales, Chaetomiaceae. Gene Ontology annotation, molecular function: metallopeptidase activity; protein binding. Gene Ontology annotation, cellular component: nucleus. The record is from RefSeq and is a predicted model, not a curated record. The coding region runs from base 1 to 1083 and encodes 360 amino acids.
AUGGAUCCAUUAGAGCUUACAUCGGACACCGGGUGUCUCGCUGUCGCAAGGACAUGGCUGUGGGAGGUUGGACAGACGCUUCGCAUUCGCUUCAUUGACGGAACCGCGGAGGAGCGCGAAAAAGUCAAGAAAUACGCGAAGCAGUGGACAAAGUGGGCGAACCUCACGAUGGAAUUUGUUGAUGACAACUACGCCGGUGACACGGACAUUCGGGUCGCAUUCGAUACCAGUAAACCCACUUGCUCCAAACUCGGAAAAUCCGCUCGGACAAUCGCUCAGAACGAGCCCACGAUGAACUUCUCCAAUCUGGUGGCUGAGGGUUAUAAGGGAACAAUUCUCCACGAGUUUGGCCAUGCCCUUGGGUGUUUGCACGAGCACCUAUCACCAGCGGCUGGAAUAUUGUGGGACAAGGCAGCCGUUUACCGUCAAUACCGCAACCAGAAAAAACCUUGGUCGGAGGCCACGAUCCAUAGUCAAGUCCUGAAUCACUACACCAAUGCACAGGUUGAAGAAGGCGACAUUCGAAACUCGUCCCUAGAUGGCCGUUCCGUCAUGAUAUACUCGAUCGAACCCUGGAUGACGACCAACGGCGUCUCGUUCAAACAGGGACAAGAGCUUUCACGCAUGGAUAAGCAUUUCAUCGCCGCUAUCUAUCCUCAUCCCACCGACACCCCUAAGGGGCACAACCUCAACGUUCUUGACGAGAACUGGGGCUUCCCCUUGUAUUGGGCUUCUGCAUGGGGCCAAGCUCACGAAGUCAGAAGGCUCCUCCGGGCUGGGGCGGAUCCAAACUUCCAGUCGGGGUUCCAGUGGAGAGCCCUGCACUGGGCCGCGGGAAACGGGCACGUUGACGUUGUUGAUCAUCUCCUUGACUGGGGUGCACUCGUCGAUGUGCGUUCAGAUACUGGCAUGACGCCCCUGGACCUAGCCCGCAUCAAUGGUAACCAAACGAUCAUUGAGGAGCUGGAAGAGCACGCAGAGAUCCAAGCGCGUGCAGCAGCCGAACUUGUUCCGCCCGCCGGGACGGAGCCGGCGACACAUCACAACGCCGACUUGCCGCUCCAACCAAUCGCUGUCGCAUGA